Molecule: messenger RNA, 1973 nt
Organism: Scylla paramamosain (green mud crab)
Lineage: Eukaryota; Metazoa; Arthropoda; Malacostraca; Decapoda; Portunidae
Product: kin of IRRE-like protein 2
Exons: 10
Coding region: 852-1958 (368 amino acids)
Source: RefSeq, a predicted model, not a curated record
CGCGAGUGUGGGUACGAUCUAACGCAUCCUUUGCUUGUCCCCCCUUCCCCCUUCCCGCCCCUACUACGCUGACCCCAUUCCCCCAGCCCCUGUGGCCGCACCCACCCCUUCACCCACCCCCGCCCGGCGCGCCCCUCCCUGCCCGUGACGAAGUGCCCCACCGUUCCACCACCACCACGCCUCGCCAACCUGUGUCCCCCGCGGGCGGUGGCGCGGCGCCGGCUACUCCCUCCCCGCCCCGAAGAACUACUCCGAAUGGAAAUCAGGGGAGUGCGAGGAGAGAAAAGAGUCAGGUGGAGGAAGUGAGUGCCGGGAGAGUGUGGCGAGGCGGCUGGAGUGGUCCGGUUGGCGGCGGCGCCCCCACCAUCCGCCUCCCCACCACCUGCCUCCUCGCCCUCACGCCGGGCGGCUGCGGCACUACUACCACCACCACCACCACCACCAUCCCCGCCGCCGCCAACACCACCCAGUGGCUCGCCAAGGUGGCCGUGGUGCUCCUCGCCCUCGUCUCCACCGCCGCCGCCUCCUACAAGUUAAAACCCACCACCACGGUCACGCACUUCACGCUGGCUGGCUCACCUGGACAACUGCCCUGUGAGUUGCCUGUGCCAUCUGACCGGCCCACGCUCAUCCUGUGGUACAAGGACGAGAGCACCAAGCCCUUCUACAGUUUCGACGCGCGGGAAGCCUCCUCGGGCCACCACAAGGUGCACGAGAACUCCAGCCUCGGCCGCCGGUCUCGCUUCACCCUCGAGACAAUCCCGCAGAAUUUUCAGACUCGUGUCGGGUUCCUGGAGGUCAAAAAUGUCACGUUGGCGGAUGCUGGUAACUACACGUGUCGCGUUGACUUCAUGACCUCGCAGACCAUGAUGUCCCUCGUCCAGCUCCACGUGCAUGAGGAGAUGCGAGGCCUGGAGAUUUUCGACAAUAAUGACAAGAUGAUCCGGGAUGUCGUGGGGCCGUACCAGGAGUCUUCCCAAGUGAGGCUGUCCUGCCGCGCGUAUGGUGGCCACCCGCUGCCCGAGGUGCGGUGGGUGUCACGCGGCGAAGAGCUGAUACACCCCCGAGCGCUGCCACUGCCGGACAGCCCCAUGCCCCUAGGGAGUGACCGGCCCGUGACUGUGAGAAGCGCAAUGCUCAUCCUGCGUGAGCUCACCAGGCACGAUGAUGGGCGGAGGCUACGGUGUGAGGCUCGCAGCACCAAUCUUACCCUCGGCCUACACAAGGAGGUCACCAUCAGUAUGCACCUGCCGCCGCUAAGGGUGGAGAUCGAGGGGACUGACGUGCCGCUCAGGGCCGGUGUGGAAGCGUCUAUAAUGUGCAGGUCGACGGGGUCCAAGCCGCCCGCCACGCUCGACCUUAAGAUUGAUGGCUCCACGGGCUUCAAGGCCCUGCCCCCUCAGUCGUCGCUUGACCAAAACACGACCAUUAGGAGAGGUCGCCUGCUGCCCUCCUCAGAAGACAACGGCCGGACCAUCACGUGCACCGCCAAGAACCCGCUGGUGCCAGACUAUCGCCUCUCCGCCACUAGGAGACUGCAGGUGCACUUCGCCCCGGAGGUGCAGGCCCGCCUGGCGCCCGCCCUCAACCCCAAGAACAUCAAGGAAGGCGAGGACGUGUACUUCGUGUGCCACAUCAGAGCCAACCCGCCAGAAAGCCGCGUGCAAUGGCUCCACCAGGGCCGCCCGCUGUUCACGGUGAAGGAGAAGGGCGUGCUGGCGCAGGCGAGAAACCUUGUGCUGCAAAGGGUGAGUCGCCACGCCCAGGGCAAGUACCAGUGCACUGCCACCAACGCAAUCAACACCGUCACCAGCGCCCCCGCCACCCUCGACGUCAUGUGUGAGUACCGCCACCCAGUCUCCCCUGCCUCCCGUGCUUAUCUUUUUGACCCUGCUCCCCUUACCCUGCCUCACUCAUCCGCUCAUUUAUUUACUUUAUUUUAUUUAUUUUUCUCUUAGUUUCAUCUCCCUCCC